GAUAAUCAAUCAAUCAACCGCAUUAGCCCACGGUCCAGGAGCAAUUUCCUGCUUGACCCUGUGCGGCUAAAUUGAUUAGAAUAAAACGAUUAUUGGGUUUGACAGUCGCCAUGGAUGAAGACUGUGAUUUAGCCGAAGGUUUUGGUAAGGACGUUUAAUUGUGUCAUUAGUGUAUGAGCUUGGAAAUGUUCACCUGCCGACCAAAGACAGGCUCGACUCUGUAGUCAAACUUUAGAGGACUUUUAAAAACUUUCCGAGUUCAUAAUCUGUCCUGUGAGGCGCAGCUCCCCUCGCUGCUCGGUUCCACUGAGACAAUUUUAAAGUCGGUUAUUAACAUUCACGACCCCCUGUUUGUAGGUGGGGACAGGUUAGCUAGUUUAGCUGCAGCUAGCCGUUCAGAGUUAAUUAACUGUCAGGUGAGGUGGCACGAGGAGCUGCACAGCUGGGACACUAAUUAAGUCAUUGCAGGCUGCAGCGCCGCGUGAGCGUGACGUUAUCAGGUUCUGUUUGACCUGGAGGUGAAUGGUGAAAUAAGAGAGACAACAGCACCUAUUUUAGGAGGUUAUGAGUGCAGUAUAGGCGCUGUUUGAUGAGAAAUAAUGAAAAUAUGAGACCAGCAGGAGCCUCGUUAUUCACCACAGAAGUAUUCAGACAAACUAAUAUUAAAGAAGUGGAAUUCAAUCCUGUCAGGAGCGUUUAAUCAUAUUUACCACAUAGUUUUGGUUUUUUAGAGCUUGAUGAUAAAGCUGAACCUUCUGCUUGUUAGUUUGCCAGUUUAAAUAAAAAGUUAGAUUUCUUACUAUGACAGGAUAGUGAGUAUCUUUUAUAUGGGCCAGCUGUAUACAAAAAGCACACCUUUAGUAAAUGUCAGCUCUGUCUGUGGUUUUCCUUCCCCCCUUUUAUUUCUGCAACUUUUAUAGAUAAAAAGAUAAAUAUCUUUAUUAAAAUUCAAACCACCAGAUUAUUUGGCAACAAAAUACAGCCCAAAGUAACUGUCAGAGUUUAAAACUUCCCUUUGCUCUCAUAAUAAAAGUCCAGUUUGUAAUUUAAAACAAAUAUGUCAACUGCAGCUCAUUAUAUAUAGUUUGUGUCAGGAGAGCUGUAGCACAAACCUAUUCUAAACGGGGAUAAACAAAACAGUAUUUUUAAUUUGCCCUGCUUCCAACAAACCAGAAACACUCAACCUAUGGAGGCAAUUUAUGUAUUUUAAGAGUAAUUGUCCUUCACUUAAAGAUUAGGUGAAAAAAACAGGAAACCGAAAGAAAACUAACUAACAUUAGAGUCUAAACCCUGAUGACCGGAGAGAUUUGACCGGUUCAAAUUUAACUAGAACAUCUACUUUAUGAGGCUUAGGCAGAUCAAGAAGUAAAAGUACGCUAAAAUGUGUACUGGAGGUGAAGUUUGUUAAGCGAGGAAAGAGAAAGCCGAAUUUGUCACAUGCUGCUGAUAAUGAAGACUAUUCAUGGCACAAUGAGACACACGAGGGGAUUGAGCGAGCUUCAUGCUAUAGGACAGAAGAAACAGCAGAAACCGAGAGAGAGAGAGAGAGAGAGAGAGAGAGAGAGAGAGAGAGAGAGAGAGAGAGAGAGAGAGAGAGAGAGAGAGAGAGAGAGAGAGAGAGAGAGAGAGAGAGAGAGAGAGAGAGAGAGAGAGAGAGAGAGAGAGAGAGAGAGAGAGAGAGAGAGAGAGAGAGAGAGAGAGAGAGAGAGAGAGAGCCGGGGGUUACAUGACUGCAGCCUUGUGGCUCUGCACAACUUAACCACUUAGGCAAACCAGGGCCCUAUUUUAGCCCAAUUACAUCCUAAUGGGACAAAAUGAAAGAAAGACACAUCUGAUUAGAAAGGUCAAAGGUUGCCUCGACUGUUAUGUCAUGAUAUUCAGGGUGAAAAAUGUGUUAUUUGGUGAACAUUCAGUGAUUUUUAAGCUUAAACUUUGGUCUUCUAUUGCCUGUAUUGAGAGGAACAGUCUGAUUUUACAUUUACUUUAUUAAAAGAGAGAGCUGUGCUGUUAUUUGGAGCCUCCUGUGGAUGAUUGUGUAUCACCUGUCAGUCAGUGUUGGCCCCCUAAUAAGAUUUCUUUCAGGCGAAUGCUGUUUUUGAAAAGUUGUCUGUAUGCUCUUUGUUCCCCCGUGUGGCAGUUUCCUUUUAUUCUGUGGACAACACUAAAGGGUAUACACUAUAACUUGCAACAGCAGUAGUGCUGAAUCAUACAACCCUAAAGUGGUCAUUUUAUUGUUCUUAUGUUUCAUAGCUGCUACUGUCUAAAGCUCCAAAGCCCACCUUUCCUCACAACUCUGCAAUAAGGUGCUGUUGGAUUUUAUGUGGCUGCAGCUAAAGCCGGACUUUAGCCUCCUGGCUGUGGCUCCUGUGAGAGGGGAAAGACGGAGACUCUCUAAAGUCAUCUGUUAUUAUAUGUAUGUUUAUAUUUUUACAAGCUAAGUCACUUUUUUAUCUGGAAUUACAAACUUAAAGCUCCCAUAAGGACUUUUUUGUAUUUAUGAAACAGACUGGGAUUCAUUUUGGAGCCUUUUCAUGAUAUCCAAAAACAAACAAGAGCAUCAGAAACAAGAUUUGAUUGUCAUUUUAACAUCUGAAACUAGUGCAAGAGGGUCGGUGAAUGCUGAGCAGCUGAAGAGACAGCCCUGUUUUUCAAUUUCCACCUGAAGAACUCAUAAUAAAGGACACAUUUGAUCAUCAAAAGUUAGCAGGAUGAGAUUUUUUUGGUUAAAUAUAUCACUUGACAAUUUAAAGGAGAGCAUAUGCAAAGACUGGUUUGUCCACAGAGGGCGCCAAAGUUGAGACAAACUGAAAGUUCCUGACGGAAGUUUUAGUGUAUUAUUCUGCACAGAUCUCUUCACACUUUUUAUUUCACCAGAUUUCUAAUUUUUUAAUUUAUCCUGUUUUUUGUUUUGUUUUUAUGUUUAAUUCAUUUGUCUAGGCAAUGCAAACAUGUUUUUAAUGCCAAUAAAGCCAUUUGAAUUGACUGAAUUGAUAAAUGGUGGAAAACCACCUAAGUAUAAUGAUUUUCAAGUCUUGCCAUUACUAUAAGACAGAGGUUUAUUUUUACAAUCAAGCUCAUUUAACCAUAAAGAAAUAAUCUUUAUUUCUUUUGCAUAUGUUAAAAAUACAAUAAUACAUCUGGAUUUGUUUUAAUCACUUUGAGUUUAAUAGUACAUUUACUUUUGGUCAAGUGCAGUUAACAGUCAUCAUGUGAGAAUUGCGAAAGUAGUCCAAGCUCUGAUAAAAUCCUCUCACUUCCCUCUGCUGCAGACUGUCCAAGCCUUCUGUGCGAGGAGCUGGAGGAUUUGGAAACAAUAAAGGACCAAGGGAGCACAAGGAGGAGGGAAGGAGAAGAUAAACAAGCAUUUAAUGAAAGGGCUGAUGAGGAGGCAGGAGAGAAGAAGGAGAAGGAGAAGAGGGAGAGAGAAAAGAAAGUUUUCGUGUCAGAAAAAGACGUUAAGGCAGCAGAGGAAGAAGAGGAGGAGCAGGUAAAGCUGGAGUGUGGGCGGCGAGCGGAGGAGGCACAGGAGGUGCAGAUGGGAGACAACACAGUGGGGAACAAUGAGGAGCAGGAGGACAGAGACACAAAAGGUCUGGGAGAAAAAUAUGAGAAAAAGAAGAGUAGAAAGAGGCGAGGUAAGAAUCAGAGCGAGCGCCUGAGAAACAGGAGAAAUUUUAAAGACGCUGCUGAGUGCUUUGAGGGGGAAAAGAGGAGUCAGAUUCAGGAGGUGUCAGUGAUGAGCUCUGAGGGGAGCAUGGUUCUGUCAGAGCCUCCCAUCGGACUAAUGAGCACCUGUGACCUGUCUGAUCCUAUUUUUCUGGGCUAUGGGGGGACCGGCCUGUAUCGCCAACCAGUUUCUGUCCCCCUGCUGUACUCCUCACAAGCUCCAGUCCCGAUUCAGCCUGCACCUCCUCACUCCCACGGGAUGAAAAGAGCCCUCAGCUCUCCUCUACCUCACAGUCUCCCCCAGCAGGGCCUCCAGCCUCCUGAGGUUAGAACCGACUGCCUGUGUUUACCAAUCACCUACCAGUGAUUUACUCACUGUCUUACAUUACACUCUGACACCAGCUCAGGAUGGGAAACUCAAAUGCUGCUGUCUGAUUUGUUUCAGAAAACCUUUUAAAUGAGUCUGACUGAUCAUAACCAGACCCUGACCUGCUGGUUGGAAACUACAAAAUGACAAGAAAUCAUAAAAAUCUGGAAGAACAACCCACAAUAUUUCAGUCCUUGUGUUUGUUAUGUUUUCUCCUCUACUCAGCUUAACGCUGCAGGAGCUCUCGUGGGUUAAGUGGGCUGUCAAUCAUGAUGUCCCCUUUUUAAAUCUUGAUAACUAAAACUAAACUUAUCUGAGACUUGGGACAUAAAUCAGCAUAAACAGUCUAUUCAAGGGCAAAAUAUUGGAAAUAUCUCUGAAUUUAACAGCUAGUUAGUUCAUAUUCUGCACCAUGUUGUUACUCUGGAUUAAAUAUUUCAACCAAAAUGAUUCAUAUUUGUGAAGCUGAAACAUCCAGUCUACAGAGAUGUUCAGAUAAAUGCUUCAAAAGCAGGAGCUUUGACCUCUUCAACCUAACAGACACAUUUGCGUGCUCUAGUGAAGACAUCCAGGUUUCUAAUAAUAACUCAUUGUCAUGUAUAAUCACAGUGCAAUGUGUAUGAGGUGAUGCACACCUACACCUUCUGCAAUAUUAAUGAUGCAGCUGUGAAAAUAGCCUCCUGGAUUUUCCUCAGUGUGCGGUGAUGAGCUUCACCGUGAGUGUUGGAACAAACACAUGGAGGAUUUGAUCAUGUUUAACCGCGCGGACAUAUUUAAUAUCAUCUUAAACUGAGAAAUCCAUUAUAGUGUUUAAUUUGCUCAAAGUUUGACACACUGAACAUUUACCGAGAACUUUUUGUAAGAACUUUUGACUCUAAAUUCCUUUAAUUUCUUACCUCAUCAAACAAAAUAAGCUGUGAAUAAAUCAGACACUGAAUUCCAUUUUAAAAAUAUGAUGAGUGCCAGGUUAUAUUUUCCUUUUAACAGAUGGAUUUCGCACAGAUCUAUUCCAACCAACGCUCCACACGCUGCAACAACAGGGGUCGAGGCCGAUCCCUGAGCUUCCCUGUGCUGCAGGGCUCGGAGACGGAGGACGGCCUUGUGCUGCCGCCAGCGCCAAAAAAGAAAACGCGGACUCUCUACAGCACAGGUAACAGAGUGAUCUUUGUGCAGGAGAGUGCAGAUUUGACUAUGCAAAUCACUGACCUGUAUUUGUGGUGUUUUUGUUUGUGUGAAUGCUUCCAGAUCAGUUAGAGCAUCUAGAGGCUUUGUUCCAGGAGGACCACUAUCCAGACGCAGAGAAGAGGAAGGUUAUCGCUGCUGCGGUUGGUGUCACGCCUCAAAGAAUUAUGGUUAGAUGGUCAUUUUUCCUCACUCACUCCUCUUGCAUCUUUCUCUCAGGACCCUCUUUAAUCGUGUGACUUUCUUUUGAAAAUGCUCAGCUGAAAAGAGAAUUAAAUCACUUUCCCAGAUUUAAAUGAUGCACACAAGCAUCCAUGCUUGUUCCACAAAGGAGCAGGUAGCGGUUGUGCUACAGGGUUGCCGCCCUCCUACACCCCCCCUGCCCCUCCUGGUGUACUGGAUUUCUCUUUGUAUCGCAGUCUAACUGAACAAGUGGUAUCCUGCAAUUGUGACUGACUUGUAGCUACACUGUGAUGAUGAUGAUGAUGAUGAUGAUGUGGUCCCCUUUAUUACUUUGACUGUGCACAAGAAGCUGCUAUCAAACAGAGAAUUACGAUUUCCUUAUGUGUUUCAACCCUGAUUCUCUUCCUCCAGCUCAUUUUUCCACCUCUCCCUGUGACUGUGUCUGUGCCUUUAGGUCUGGUUUCAGAACCGCAGGGCAAAGUGGAGAAAGGCGGAGCGCUCCAUCCCAGCGAAGCUUGAGCAUAGACAAAGUAGAGCUGGAUGCAGCAGCAGCCCCUCAUAUCAUCAGAUCAAUCCCACCCUGGCACCCAGCAGGUACGACAGUAUUGUUCCUACAGUGUGUGAUUUUGUAAACACACAUGCUGCAGAUUAUUUAUGUUAAAACUCAUUUUUGUUCAUGUUACAUUUCCAGUAAAAGGGCUCCAUAUUCUGGGUACUUCACAACCAAGCUGCCUCCACUCGCCCCUGCAGCACCUUCAUUCCCACCCCUGUCCAACCAGACUCCCCCAUCCUACAGUAGCCUUUUGGCAAGCGUUAACAGUCCAGGUAUCCAACUUCACAUAUAUUCACACUCUUCAUGAAAAUGUGCUCCUAAAACAAAAGGGCUUUAACAUGUUGAAAUGAAACGACAUAAGCUUAAUCCUCGAAUGUGUGUGAGGGUGUAGCGGGCAGAUGGCACCUCAUCUAUGGUCAAGGGAUUAGUAAUCUUUGCCCAGAGUUAUAGUAUUAAACUGUUUUUAGUUGAAACUGGGCAAGAAAACAGCAAAGGUGCACCACAUCUGGAUCAAAGCUCCACUAGAAUACUUUAACAGGCUGAGAGCUAAAGGACCUCAGAGCAUCGCUACCGUUCCUCACCUCAUCCUACCUUUCUCUGGCUGUCCAAUGUGACUGGACUCCUGAUGUGUGUGUGUGUGUGUGCACGGCUUGGUUGGCAGACAGGUACAAAAUCCUGUCAGUCCAGAUCAAAAGAUAGGGCUAAAAACCUGCUUUAAAGGCAGGUACCCCCGAUUAUUUUCCUCUUUUAUCACGUCAUUUGAUUGAUUAAUUUUUGAUGUGCAGUCAUUUUAAACAAUCAGAACAAAGAUGCUUUAAAAUAAAUUGGCUGUCCUAGUUUUGGUAAACACCUGAAAGAUCAAAGUUUGUACAAAAUCUCUGAAGUAAUAUCAGUCUGUGCACGCUGAGUUGUUUUUUUAUUAGCCUGGACAUAGCCUCAGGUCAUCUUCAGAUAGAAAAAUGCAGAGUUGGUGAGCAGCAUUUAAAGCUAAUUAAGUUUUCUUGUACCACAGUGGAGUUUUUUCUUUUAGGACCUGCUGAGGGAAAGAGCUGCAAGAAAUGUCUGAUGUCACACCAUUAUUCAUCACCUUAUUCUUUGCAGAAUCAACCAAACUGUGGGUUUGAUCUUGUUUCAAAAUUCAUAAUGUCUUUAGUGGCUUUAAAAUUAUGUAAUCACAGUUUGUUGCGGGACCCACAAAGAUUCAUCUUAAUGCUGUAAAGUCGUGACUUACUUGUGCAGAGUGUAACCUCAGUGUUCAGAGGACCUUCACCGUGCUGCUCAGGCUGUAAAAUUCCCCAGAAACAGAGCUACAGUAUCACUUUAAUCCUCAGGUUUAAUCUCUAUGUUUCAUCUCCAAGGUCAAUCCAGAGUGAGAGAUGGGGGCCAGCACCAGCUUUCAUCUCAGGGGGGUUUGGCAGAGUACCACCCCCGCCCCAUGCAUAGCCCUCCCCCACUUCGUCGAGCCAGUUUCCCCCUUUUUACAACCAACUACAACCCGGUGAACUCCGCUCCACCUCUGCUCAACACCCUGGCUCACACCCCGCCUCUGCUCCUGGAUGCUCUGGACGGGGGCUCUUCUUUGGGCCAUCGUGACACCCAGUCUCUGCAGAGUGACACCAGGUCAGUUAAGCUCACAACCGACACUGACAUAAAUACUAGGAGAUGGUUUGAACUGGGACAAUGAGUACAAGACAUGACAGGAGGACAGAGAAUUGGCAGACUGCAGACAUGAGCAGGGAUCCUGUGAAAUACAGAUUUAAUGAUGCCUCAGACAGGGCCUGAAAUAGUGGGGAGUCAGUUUCAGCUAGCGCUGUGUUGUGUUUAAGAAGUCAUGCUGGGAGAAGUCUCAGCCAGUAAUUACUUUGAACAAAAUUUUGUUUGUUUCACUACAAUCAUGUAUCACAGCGCUAAAAAUCCCCCAAUGCAACAGAACACAAAACCAUGAAUAUGAAUACAUUUUCCUGUCCUGCUGCUGCUGGGAGACGUCUGAUUCUUUUAGCACCAAAUACCUCCAGGGUUUCUGAAUGGCAAUGUCAGUCACAGGUUGUGAACUAUAACAGCAAAUAUUGAAUGAAUUUCCAACAAAAAUGGUUCAAUUGCAAAACCAGAAUGACAUCUCUUUCAUCUUAAUGAUAGUACACUAAACUGAAACAGUAAAAUUAGCAGAAAUGAACUGAUGUGAGCUUGUUUGAUUGAUUCAGUCUGGGCUGCGUUUGUCAUAUUUGGCUGUGUUCUGAGAGCUCCCUGCCCUACCACAUGUGCCUGUGAGGUGCCAAGGCAGGUAGAGCAGCAGCAAAGACCUCUAAGAACAGAACAGAGCUAGCAUCAGUGACAAUGUAUAAGACACUGUUGAAAUAAUCCACAGCAAAAAUAGGAGCUUGGUUGGAGGUCAGAAAGAUCACACCUAAUUUUCUAUGUGCACACUUAAAAAGCUGAGGCAGGGAGAGGAUCAGUAAGGAGCCCUGGUGCAGAAAAGAGCAGGCAUCAGUGACAAUGCAUAUGACACUGUCAAAUUAAGACACGGCAAAAUAAAAUUAGGGUUUCAACACUUAGAAAGCACACUUCCAAAGCCAAGGCAAGGGGAGCAUCAGCAAACCCCCCAGGAACAAAACAGAACUGGCAAUGCAUAUCUUACUGGUAAAAUUAGGCACAAAAUAAAUAGGAACUUGGCUUCAACGUGUGUUUUAAAGCUGGAGAUCACCUCUUCCCUGAGUUUUUUAAUGUACAUAAAUGCAAAACUAAAGCUGGGAGAACCAAUAUCUUUAGACUCAGCAGGAAUAGGAACUUGGUUGGAGCUGGAUUUCAAAGCUGGGAGAGCAAACCUCCUCUUUGUCUUAUGUGCAUACAUGUAAAGCUAAAGCAGGGAGAGCAGCAGCAAAGACCUCUGGGUACAGAAUAGAGCGGGCAUCAGCGUGUUGUUACCAUUCAUAUCAGAGUGUUAAUCCUCUCUGUGUUUGAGCUCCUGUGGGUAUUUUAAAACAGCAGCCCGUCUCCUGCCUGAUUUGCAUGUAGUAAAGUGUUUUUAGUGCUUCAGUGUUGUUGGUGGUCUCGUAAAUCUCAGCAGAUAGGCCAGCUGCUCCAGGUCCCAUUCGCAGUGAAUGAUGGUUCUGUGUUUUAUCUGAGUGCCCUUGAAUCCUGUCAUUUUGGAAACUUGACCCCUUUAGAGUGGGCAUUGACAGAUCGCUGAUGUGAGUGGUUAGGGUGGAGAGCGUAUAAAGAUGUUCGUGAUUUUUGACAGGCCUGUGACACCUCUGCUAGCGGUACAGAAUUCAUCUUCUGCUGAACAGUCCUUGCAGGCUUCUUUGCCUUCAGUCUCACAACAAACACAGACAGACUUGCCUAUCAUUGACGAAUGAGUUCAGUUAAAGGGUACAGGACCUUAUUAAACCCUCAUAGUAACACACAAAGUUCGGGUGUUUUUAUCACUUUUUCGUGUGGUCUUCAGCUCUCUGUUUGACUUUGGGGACAAGCUAGACUUCCUGACCUCAGGGCGUCAGAACAACACCCUCUCCUACCAGCUCCAGACCUCCUACCCCACCAGCCAACCUCAGCACCAGCCACAAGCAUCUCUGACCCGUAUGGCCUACCUCACCCCCUCCCCCUACCUCGCACCCAACCCUCCGGAUUCUAACUCUACCUCCUACCUGACCUUCGCUCCUGGAGGAAAUUCUGCUGGAUUGGUGACCUACUCCACAGGAGGGCCCGCUUAUUUCCAGUCCCAGAACACAGGACAAAUCCUGCUGCAGUCUGCUGGGCAUCAUGGUAAGACACUGAGGUAGACGUUUUUUGAAUUUUUUUGCAGGGGGAGCACCUCUGUAGAUCUUCAGCCCUGUAACAUGUGACAGCAGGAGGGAUGGCUGAGUUGUGGUUCUGCUCCUGGUCUAACUUAUCUGCAUUUCAGCCUCUUUGUCUCGCCUCCUUUUAUCUGUUUGUUCAUGUACAGGUGGGAUUGCCUCAUACCAGACGUACCCAUGGGGCAGCAUGUAUACUCAACCCCCCAUCCACCAGCGUGCCCAGUGCCCUCCUACCUACGCUGCCAAUCUUGGAGGUGCUCGAGACCUCCAGCCCCCCUCCUCCACCCUGCCUCCCCCUUCUUUCUUCACCCAUGGGCCCUCACAUCCAAACCCCCAGCGGCCCUCACACAACAUCAACAGCAGCAGCAGCACAGUCCUGCCUCCUGUGUCGACCCUUCGGCCAUCUCUUCUCAGAGCAGAGAUCACUCCAACCAAGGCUGCAUCCCUACUGCCUUCUCAGGUCAGCCCUACCUCUCCCGAAAGCCCUCCAGUGCCCCCUAGUGUCAAAAUCGAGUACGACAGCCCUAGAGAGAUUCACAGUCACUUCCACUGUGACUUUUCCCCGCCAAUACACUUUUGAGAGUGUUUAAGUGCUUGUUGUGUGCAAAAACAUCCUGUGUAACCCUGAGUACCUUUGCAUGUCUUUUCAGGUUAUUAUUAUUAUUCUUUUCUCUAAAACAUUAAUGAAAAAAAAACUUUUGCUGGGCUACAUUUGGGCUGGCUACAAUAAAAGUUCAUAACUCUGUUAACCUGUAGAUUUUGGCUUAAAUAUUUUUUCUUCGGGAGCUGGUUUUAAUGGGACUCUUGUUCAGAGGUAGGGUCUUAUCAGUAUAUGCAUGUUGGUAAAUCAUCUUAUUUUGGUUCGGAUGUGGUCGGUUCUAAAUGUUUUUGGUUUUUAAUAACGCAAAAGGCUUGAUAUAGAGUCGGAUGAUGUGCAAAGGAAACGAAAACAGAAAAGAAAGAUUGGGUAAGUGAGAUAUGUUUAUCAGAUGGAUAAGAUAUAUAGUGAAAGAUAUAUAGUGUAGUCUUUAUUACUGUGUCUGUAUCUGUUAGAAACUGUGAGAGAAAGUUUGUGAACACUGUAAAAGUAUAUGUCAGCACAGUUAAAAACAACAACACCACAAUAUACAAGG
Xyrichtys novacula (pearly razorfish) is the source of this 10878-nucleotide messenger RNA. The record is from the annotation of a GenBank genome assembly. NCBI's taxonomy places the organism in Eukaryota, Metazoa, Chordata, Actinopteri, Labriformes, Labridae.